This is a messenger RNA of Octodon degus (degu), 1826 nucleotides long. RefSeq names its product adenosine deaminase domain containing 2 (gene Adad2). Gene Ontology annotation, cellular component: cytoplasm; nucleolus. Gene Ontology annotation, biological process: RNA processing; adenosine to inosine editing. The record is from RefSeq and is a predicted model, not a curated record. Bases 1 to 1794 code for a protein of 597 amino acids. The transcript has 10 exons. Gene Ontology annotation, molecular function: double-stranded RNA binding; double-stranded RNA adenosine deaminase activity; tRNA-specific adenosine deaminase activity. NCBI's taxonomy places the organism in Eukaryota, Metazoa, Chordata, Mammalia, Rodentia, Octodontidae.
AUGGCUUUGCAGGGCUGCUCAGCUCCCGGCGCCGACGACUGCGGCCGCAGGAAGCCCCGCAUGGCAGCGUCGCUACAGAUCAGCCCUGCUCCCAGCCCCUGGCGGCCUUUGGCUAGCCCGGGUCUGGACGUCUGGGGACCCCUGCGGGGCCCCGAGGCGGCGGAAGCUCAGGGGUGUGGGCGGGCCCAGGACUCCACCGCGGCGGGGAACUGCGGGCCCGGGGCCGAGGGCUUCAAGGAGCGCGGGGACGUGCGGGCUGGAGACGACGCGGGGGACCGACUGGGGCCGACCCCGAGGGUUUCCGUGCCACCCACAGGGCCCGUGGGGGACUUCCUGAAGAUGGCAGGGCAGCUGAGGUUGCCGCCCACGGACCUGCCGCCCGGCCAGGCGGUGGCCUUGCUGGCGCAGUACGCGGCGGGGCUGGGCGCCAGCCUGACUUUCCGCGAGAAUCCGGCAGCAGGUCCUGGAUCCCGCUUCUCUGUGUGCGCAGAACUGGAUGGGAUGGUGUGCCCUGUGGGCACAGCAGGCACCAAAGCAGAGGCUGAACAGCAGGCGGCGCUCGCUGCCCUGUGCUACAUCCGGAGCCAGCUGGAGAGCCCAGAGACCCCCAAGGUCCCUCGCCAGCCUCCAGUCACCACUCCAAGCAUGGAGAACAUCCUGCCCCAUGAGCAGCGCUGUGCGGCCGUGGUCAGUGCUGGCUUGGACCGCCUGCUGGGUGAGGAUUCGCCAUAUUGGGCCUGCGUAGGGACAGUGGCCGCAGUCAUCCUGGAGCGCGAGCUCCCAGGUGCCGAGGGCCACACCAAGGAGAUCUAUGAGUUGGUGGCACUGGGCACAGGCAGCGGCACCUGUGCCGGCUGGCUGAAGUUCUCAGGCCGGCAGCUGCACGACUGUCAUGGUCUGGUCAUUGCCCGCCGGGCCCUGAUAAGGUUCUUCUUCCGGCAGCUGUUGCUCGCCACUAAGGGGGGUCCCAAGGGCAAGGAGCAGUCUGUGCUGGUGCCCCAGCCAGGGCCUGGGCCGCCUUUUGCUCUCAAGCCCCGGAUCUUCCUGCACCUCUACGUCAGCAACACCCCUAAGGGAGCAGCCCACGAUGUCUACCUCCCGCUGUCCUCAGAAGAUGGCCUCCUGCUCAACUCCUCCUUCCGCCUGCAGGCCCACAUCUGCGGGCAGCUGAAGCCAGUGUCCUAUGUGGCACACACGCUCCGUGACACCCACGUGGGCUGCCUGUCAGUCAGUGACAAGCUGGCGCGCUGGGUGGUGCUGGGGCUGGGUGGUGCGCUGCUGGCCCACUUCCUGCCACCGCUCUACGCCACUAGCCUCAUCUUAGCUGACACCUGCCAUGAUCCUCAGACUCUGAGCAGGGCCAUUCACGACCGGCCCAACCUAGACAGCACCUUGGGGUCAUGCCUGCCGCCUCCCUAUGCCCGAAGCACCCUGCAUCUGUUUUCAGGACCCUCUGUAGCACCCUCCAACCUUGACCCCAACACCUCGCACAACCUGAGCCUUAACUGGAGCCUGGGGGACCCUGACAUGGAAGUUGUGGAUGUGGCCAGCGGUCGUGUGGAGGCUGAGGUCGCCCCUGGGCCUUCCUCCCGCCUCUGCAAGGCUGCCUUCCUUCGGGCCUUCCGCCAGGCUGCUGCUGCUCUGGGCAAGCCCCACCUCCUGGCCCUGAAGACCUACGAGGCUGCCAAGGCCGGACUCUACCAGGAGGCUCGCCAACAGCUGUCUCUCCUCCUGGACCAGCAGGGCCUGGGCUUUUGGCCCUCCAAGCCACUGGUGGGCAAAUUUGGGAGCUGAGCUGGACUUUCAGGAGCCUGAGAUCCUUGCAG